CAGGCACUUCGUGUCCGAAAGAUGCACAGCGACACUUAGCGACCGCGAACCAUGCGACCUCUGCGACCUCGAGCCUUGCAAUGGUGAGCCUCGAGGACUGCGAUUGUGCUCUUUGCCAUGAGCUGAUCGUUCACCCGGUGGUCUUGCCCUGUGCCCACGUGUUCUGCCAGGGCUGCUUGGCCGCGUGCCUGCAGAGCUCUGGCGGGCGGCGUUGCCCUCUCUGCCGCCGGCUGCUGCAUGCAACCAAGACUGAGGACUUGGCGGUUUGCAGUCUUCUCAGUUCUCUCCUAGAGGAACGCUUCCCGGAAGAAUACCAGAAACGCAAAGCUGAUGCCAUUGCACCGGAGCUGGUGCCCAACACAACCGCGGAUGAGGAGUUAGGACUCUUUGUCUUGGAACCUCUUCUGCCACUGCAGCGAUUGCACCUGAACGUUUUCGAGCCCAGAUACUGCGCCUUGAUGCGCCUGGCGCUCGCCAGCGGCCGCCGCUUUGGAAUGGUCGGAUUCGACAGCAGCAUGAGCCACUUGCCAUGUGGGACAGAGGUCGUCAUUGAGGACUGUGUGCAACUUCCCAAUGGCCACUUUCAUGUCCGUGUGGUGGGCACCCGUGUCUUCCGGAUCCUGGAGGCCUCCCAGCAUGCUGACGGCUACCUCGCCGCUGCCGUGAGCUAUCCGCCAGUGGAGGGCGAUGCGGACGGGAACGACACCGGACGCGAUGCCGAGGACUUGGAAGCGAUGCUGAAGGAUCUCAAUGACUGGCAGGCCCUGGUCCGUGCUGAGCGGCCGCAGCAGCUCGGGAAGAUCUUGCAAGAUCUGGGGCCACGGCCGCCAGCGAGCCAACCUGGUGCAGUGGCCUUGUGGGCGGCGGCGCUGUUGAACCCGCUGCCGCCCUUGGGUUUGGCGCCCGAGUUGAGGGCCGAGGUCCUCACGGCCGGAGGCCCUGAACGGCUGCGCCUGGUGCGACGAGGCUUGGAGACCUCGUUGGGCCACUUGCAGGCCUUGGCGAAGUCGCCGCUGCGGAGGUACUGCCUCUGGAUUUUCCGUUUGCCCGCACCGGUGGCCAUGACCGCUGUCAUGGUUUGUGCCUGUUUGAUCUCUGCGAUCUUCCCGGCCAAAGAAUAGAGCCGCAGACUUUGAAGGUAGCACUGGUCAAUCUUCUUCGGGCACAAUUGGUGAGCCACUUGAGAGCUGUUCCCAAUCUGGCCCUUGACACACAGAAAGCCAAAGUUUUCCUCAUCUUUCCUCCAAGUGAUGAUCACUAUUAUUUUGAUUCUUCUUGCAGAAAUCUGUUCUGUGAGAGCAACUAUCC
Durusdinium trenchii is the source of this 1308-nucleotide messenger RNA. The record is from the annotation of a GenBank genome assembly. NCBI's taxonomy places the organism in Eukaryota, Dinophyceae, Suessiales, Symbiodiniaceae.